Messenger RNA from Daphnia pulex (common water flea), 1164 nucleotides. RefSeq names its product matrix metalloproteinase-9-like. NCBI's taxonomy places the organism in Eukaryota, Metazoa, Arthropoda, Branchiopoda, Diplostraca, Daphniidae. Gene Ontology annotation, biological process: collagen catabolic process; extracellular matrix organization; proteolysis. Gene Ontology annotation, molecular function: zinc ion binding; metalloendopeptidase activity. The record is from RefSeq and is a predicted model, not a curated record. The transcript is spliced from 9 exons. Bases 163 to 1164 code for a protein of 333 amino acids. Gene Ontology annotation, cellular component: extracellular matrix.
GCAACUCGAAAAACCAUAGCAACCACUGGCCGAUUCGUGAGCAGAUGUGAAUUUAGUUUCUGACCGAAAAGACCAGCAUCAGAAUUUGGAUUCAUUUUCUUCAACAUAGCGGUCGCUUACUGGAAAUAAUUAGUCACACAAUUGUUUGGUCUUUGGUUUAAAAUGUGGCAUAUAAUGUGGUUGACAACAUUGAGCUUCGUGUGUUACUUGUCGGCGAUAAACUGUGUCGACCCUGCUCUAAUCGCUAUCGACACCGAAGCCACAGCCGAAGCAAUGGGAAACCUUCAAAGAUUCGGGUAUUUGGAACGUGGGCCUCAAGACUCUUCCUAUUCAGAAAGUGUUUGUACAGCUGAAUCUUUCAGGAGUGCAAUCGAAGAUUUUCAAUCCUUUGCUGGAUUGAAGAAAACAGGUGAAAUUGAUAAUGAGACAUGUGAAGUGAUGAGUAAACCGCGUUGUGGGGUUCCGGAUCGAAUUCGCCCCGGUCAUUCCAGCACUCGCCAGAAACGAUUCGUCAUUCAAGGAACUUUCAUUCAAAUAGGGAGCAUUUGGCCUAAAAAACAACUAACUUACAAAAUUAAGAACUACACGCCGGAUAUGAGCCAAUCGGACGUGGAUCGUGAAAUCGCCAGAGCCUUUCAGAUGUGGGCAGACGUGGCCGAUGUGACCUUCGUCCAUGUAAAAAAUCCAUUGGCUGACGUCGACAUCAACAUCAUUUUUGCGUCUGGAGAACAUGAUGACGGGAAUUGCGAUGAUCCCUUCAACGAUGGUCCGAAUGGUAUUUUAGCUCACGCUGCCUUUCCUUCAACAGGAGGUUAUGUUCAUUUUGACGAAAGCGAAACCUGGACGCUCAACUCUGAUAAGGGAACGAAUUUAUUCCAGGUGGCUACUCACGAGUUCGGGCACGUUUUGGGUCUGAGACACUCCCAUGUAAGAACGGCUGUGAUGUACCAUAAAUACGAAUAUUACCGCCCUGAUUUCAAAUUAGACAAGGACGACAUUCAAGGCAUCCAGACAUUGUAUGGGGAGAAUCAGUUGCGGAAAUUGGAGAUUGAAUUAAAAGCCAAAAUUGAGCUCUUAAGAGACACCGUGAACGAUUUGGUGAAAUCCAAUACUGACUUGAAUAAUAAAUUAGAAAUUGAAGAAAACGAGGGACAAUCUCGAUGA